This is a messenger RNA of Phytophthora infestans T30-4, 891 nucleotides long. RefSeq names its product voltage-gated potassium channel subunit, putative. Bases 1 to 891 code for a protein of 296 amino acids. NCBI's taxonomy places the organism in Eukaryota, Oomycota, Peronosporomycetes, Peronosporales, Peronosporaceae. The transcript is spliced from 3 exons. The record is from RefSeq and is a predicted model, not a curated record.
AUGGCUACGCCUACCAAGAUGCCAUAUCGCUUCCUGGGUGACUCGAGACUCCUUGUGUCCAAACUUGCACUCAAUUCGUGGAUGUACACUGACCAAACCCAAACCGUCGAGGCUUGGUAUGAGAUGAUGAAGACCGCCUUCGCGCAAGGUGUCAACUUCUUCGACUCGGCUGAAAACUAUGUACUCGGUCAAGCGGACGUGCUCAUGGGUGAUGCUAUCAACAAGAGGAUCGAGGAGGGCUUCUGCAAGCACUUAAUUGAGGGUACCCAGGCCGCGCUCGCGCGUAUGAGAAUCGACUACGUCGAUGUCAUCUUCUGCUAUCACCCCGAGCCAUGCAAUCCUAUCGAAGAGACUGUGCGUGCCAUGAACUACAUCAUUGAGCAUGGUUGGUCCUUCUAUUGGGGCACCAGCAACUGGCCCGCGAGUUCCAUCCUCGAAGCGUGUGAGAUCGCUGAUCGCUUGGGCUUGAUACGUCCCGUUGUCGAGCAUUCUCAGUACAAUUUCUUCUCUAGGGACCGCGUCGAGAACGAGUUUACGACGUUGUACAAGCGGUAUAAGCUCGGAGUGACUGCGUGGUCGCCUCUCGCUUUCGGGACGCUGUCUGGCAAAUACACGGUCGAUUUCCCCGAAGGCUCGCGCUUCACGAUGGAGCCGACCAAGAGGAGCAUGUUCGGAGGUGAGACGUUUACUAAAAACGUCGAGAAGGCUGAGAAGCUCAAGGUCAUCGCCGAGAAACUGGGCUGUUCCUUGGCUCAGAUGUCGCUCGCGUGGCGCUGUCGUUCGUACAAUAUCACUCCAGAGGUGAAGGCGGAGAUUGACGAUAUCGUCCAAUACGUACCAACGCAACCAUGGGUCAACCACCUGCAGGAUAUCCGCAUGCGACACCUCUAG